Molecule: messenger RNA, 1224 nt
Organism: Leishmania mexicana MHOM/GT/2001/U1103
Lineage: Eukaryota; Euglenozoa; Kinetoplastea; Trypanosomatida; Trypanosomatidae
Product: nucleosome assembly protein-like protein
Exons: 1
Coding region: 1-1224 (407 amino acids)
Biological process (GO): nucleosome assembly
Cellular component (GO): nucleus; chromatin
Molecular function (GO): histone binding; chromatin binding
Source: RefSeq, a predicted model, not a curated record
AUGCCAUCUCAGGUGCACGUGGACCCGAUGGCGCGCACCGCCACCGAUACCUCGGAGGCGAGCAGCAGUGAGGUGGACAUGGUUGCCGUCAUGACAGAGAUGACCGUCGCAGAGCGCCGCCGCGUGUACGCGCUGCAGGGCCUACUGAAGGAGUACUACGAGGUGCGCCAGCGCCUGCGUGCUGAGAUUGCGGCGCUGGCCAACGAGUGCGCCGCAGAGAACCAGAAGCUCUUCGCUGUUCGCAAGGAAAUAGUCACGGGCACACGCGACAUCACGGAGGAGGAGCUGCAGGGCAUUGGUUGCACGGCGGCGCCCACCGAGCCGGAGAAGAAGGACGAUGCUGCUCCGGCGAAGAAGGGUGUGAAGUUUGUCGAUCCGGUGGAUGAGAAGCAGAACAGCGCACUGGCUAAGGCGGCGGCGAGCCCGUCCGGCGGCAUCCCGGCGUUUUGGCUGACCGCCAUGAGCAACUCGGAAGCCGUGAACAGCAUGAUUACUGAGAAGGACCGUGACGCCCUCAUGCACCUUACUGACAUCGAGCGCGGGUUUGUCGAGGGUGACCCGGAGAAGGGCGACCGCCUCGUCUUCCACUUUUCUCCCAACGAUUACUUCACAAAUGAAACGCUCACGAAGGAAUACCACACCGAGUACGACGAGGACCACGGCGAGCCGCGCAUCACAGACGUGGUUGGCUGCGACAUCAACUGGAAGUCCUCGAAGAAGAACCUGACCGUGACCGUCAAGCAGAAGAAGCAGCGCAACAAGAAGACCGGCCAGAUGCGUGUCGUGGAGCGCGAAGAUCCGUGCGAGUCCUUCUUCAACUUCUUCUCCCCGCCCAACCCAGACAAGGAUGAUGAUGAUGAGGAUGGCGACGAUGAAGACUUCCUCGAGCAAGAGAUGGAGAUGGACGUCGAGGUCGGGACGGCGCUGACGCAGGCGGUGGUGCCGCGCGCCAUCUUCUACUACACUGGCGAAGCUGUGGUGGAGACCGGCAAGGAGCUGCGCGAGCAGUACGGCUUUGGAAACAGUGAGGAUGAGGAGAGCGACAGCGAGGACGAGGAGAAGGACGAGGACGAAGACGAUGACGAAGACGAGGCGCCAGCUGGCGCAUCGAACUUCCGCAACAUCGUCCGUCAGCGCGGCGGUGGUGCUACGCCUGGUGGCCGUGGCGGGCGUGGUGGUGCUGCAGGUCAGCAGCCUCCGCAGCAGGAGUGCAAGCAGCAGUAG